Molecule: messenger RNA, 2458 nt
Organism: Durotheca rogersii
Lineage: Eukaryota; Fungi; Ascomycota; Sordariomycetes; Xylariales; Xylariaceae
Exons: 2
Coding region: 99-2258 (719 amino acids)
Source: RefSeq, a predicted model, not a curated record
CCGCACCCACGCACACUCACACACAUACAUUACACACACACGCACACACCAACACACCUCCCUUUCUCUCUCUUGAACCCUCUAACCACCUGUGCGUGAUGGGUAAAAAGAACAAGAAGCCCGUCGUAGCAGUGGAUGUGGGUGAGCCUUCUCCCGCAAUGGAACGGCAGUCCACGAAAAAGUCUUCUUUUUCCGCUCCACAAUCAACGACUCCGGCCGCCCUUGUGAUCUGCCGGAACAAACAUUGGCGCUAUAUAUCGUCCUUCCAUGGCCCGUGGCUUCAGUUGCCCCUCGAAGUCCUCGAGACUCUUGCCAACGCCAAUUACUACAUGCCCCUCCCGCGCCCCGUCGACCCUGCUGUGUUUUAUGACCUCGUAAAAAUAAGGCAACUCGUCGAUGGCGCUACUGACUUGGCGGUGCGAGCGGUAAAUGGAGUCGCAUCCUCGGCGCUCUCCAACUCUCUGGCUGGCGGAACGGCGCAUCAUAUGCAGGCAUUGGGACUCGGAUUCAACAAUGGCGGCACAAAGUUGAGUCCUGAGCGAAGGUUUCGGAUGCGGGAACAGGCCACACAGAAGCUGUCGCGCGCCUACCAUCUCGACGAGAUAGCGUCGAGCGUCGCCACGAUGCAAUCCACCUCUACCUUGGAGAAUGUGGCUAGUCUGGUCCUGCAGAGGGCGCCGGACGACCCGGAUGCCAACUACGUCCACUUCUUCCACGAGAAGAUACCCUCUCGGCAGCUAGCCGAAUGCACCGAUUUCCGCGCGCUCGAUUUGAUAAUUGGGCAACGACCUUCGGAUUGUGAGCCCUUGAGGACUCGCGCCAUCGUUCGCAUAUUCAAGGACGACUACGAAGGUGCUGUCGUGGACCUGACUAACGCUCUGGGAGUGUGCCGCCUUCAACAGCCGCGGCAUACCCCCGCUGCCGAAGAGGCGAUGCAGCUAGAAAAAAGGAACGGACGACGACGAGAUAACCCACCCCUCGACGAGAGAGAUCAGCCCAGCAGCACAGAGGUACAGCUGCUGUUUCAACGUGCUGGCUGCUACUUGACUCUGGCUUGUGACCACGUUCCACUUGCGCUUCCCGAACCGCCGGCUGAGCAGGAUGAAAAUUCGCAGGAUAAUGCGGACGGCGCGGACAGUGGCGUCGCCAACGGCAAUUCGGCCUCUCAGGAGGCGGAGGCAGACGCGACCGGCAAGGGUCCCACCAAGAGACAACUCGAGAUGCGCAAGGCGGUGAGGCUGUACGCGAAACGUGCCCUCCGGGAUUACAUGGAGUACUUUAAACACUUUCACUAUUCGCCAAACAUGCCUAUUGAGAUAUCGGACGAGUUUAGCCGCCAAGUCAACCAGGCGACUCAUCGGAACAAGAAAUACUAUGGUCCGACUCGGCAUACGCCCCAGGAUUCGGGUAGCCUCGCGGGAAGUUCAGCCGGCCACACGGUGUGCGACCUAGCGUCGCUCUUCACGGCUACGCCGCUGGCAGGCCUUCCCCCGUAUCCCGCGACGGAGCUCGCAGCUGCGGGCUCCGCCGCCGCCGAAUCGGCUCCGACGACUACCGAGGUCGUCACCUACCACCCGCUCCUAACUGACGCGUUACAUUCGCUCCUAUUGUGCCACACCCUCGUCCAGACAUCGGCCAAGGAGCUGCAGCGCCACGCUCACAUGGUUGCCCGGCUUGCCCGUCUGGCUGACGGCUAUCCGGUCUUCCAGGCUAGUAGGUCGCCGGCGCGAGCAGAUUGGAUCGAGGUCCUCCGGCGAGCCGAGAACUGGGUCGACCUCUCGUCGAGUUGGGAGGUACUCUGCGCCCCUGCGCCCCUGCCCGCCUCCUUGUCGGUGAAUGGGGUAUCCGUGGCUACUGCUGGGAUGAAUGUGCUCUCUGUCGCCGGUAGCACGAGUCUCGUCGAGACAGACGAACAGCGCAAAGAGAGGAUGCGGCAGCAAGCGAUUAUCGAGGCAUUGGAAGACGAGCGGGUUAACGACGAAGCGAGCUUCAAAGCCGCGAUCCUCGCUCGCCAGCGGAGGGCCGAAGCGGACCACGCGAGCGCCACGAAUGGCGGGAUCCCGAGCCCCAACUCUGGACCGAAACGUUGGGCGGUGGACGACGGCAGAGAGUACCCGAUCCUGACCGAGCGUGCGGAGGCGGUCGCGCGAUGGGUCCGCGAGGCGCCGGUCGGAACGGGGAACGGCAAGCGCAAGAAGAAGCCGCGAGCGAAGAAGGCUGCCGAGCCCGGCGAGGCGGAGGGCGGGAACGUGGCUUGAAUGGAACCUAGGCUCGCGGUAUGUCGCAUAUGUAUAGGUAUAGCUACCCGAGAUAGGGAAAAAGGAAGGGCGAAAAGGGGCUGCGCGCUGCUGUGUAGAACGGGCCGACGAUGGAUUGGUAAGAAGGGGGUUCGAUCCAGGAGAGUUGUGUAGAAGAGGUAAUAGACAGCUGCCGGUACUAUUAUCCGUGCAUCUCCUCC